CACUCCACUGGGGUUUUCCCUGUGUCAAGACUCCAAUUUCCUCUUUCUUUGCCCAGCCCUUCCUCACAUAUCUUCAACAAGGUUUUCACACCCUCUUCUAUUCCACAGGACUCCUUGGAAAAGUAUUUGAGCAGAUUGUGUUUGAAGAACUGAAAACUCUGACCUUUAACUGUGAAGUUAAGGGCUUUUGCAUCGGGGAAGGCUGACUGGAAUAUUCUACAGUAUCCUUCUUCAACUUCGAAUAUUCUUUUUUUUUUUUAAGAUUUAUGCACCUGAAAGUCAGAGUUACAGAAAGAGAGAGGGAGAAACAGAGAGAGAGAAAAUCUACUACCUGCUGGUUCAUUCCCCAGAUGGCUGCAGCAGUCAGUGCUGGGCCAGACUGGAGACAGGAGGCUGGAGCUUCAUUUGGGUCUUCCACAUUGGUGCAGUGGCCCAAGCACUCGGACAAUCCUCUACUGCUCUCUCAAGCCAUUAGCAGGAAGCUGGCUAGGUAGAGGUGCAACCGGGACUUGAACCAGUACCCAAAUGGGAUUCUGGCAUUUCAGGCAAUGGCUUUACCUGCUAAGCCACAAUGCUGGCACCCACAUAUUCUUUCUUCUACUUAAUCUAUAUAUGUCUUCCAACAGUAUUUUUAAAUUCUGGUUUAUUUAUUUGAAGGCAGAGAGACAGAGAAAGGGAAAGCUCCCAUCCACACUGCCCCGGGUGCGGCCCCAGAGGAGAGGAGGCUGAAAGGGGUGCGGACAGGGACGCCCGCCCCUGCACUGCCUGCUGGCUCUCCUGCCUCCGCCCACGGGCCUGACCCCUAGUGGCAAGCACAGACGACCUCACUGCGGCGCCUGCAGCUUUACAGAGGGCUGUGACACUGGGGACUCCAUGCUCGGGGCACCCGAGCCAGCAGGAAAAGCAGGGCCAUCUGUCUCCCCGCAGAAAGCAGCAGGCCGGGCAGGCACCGGGCAGAGGAAGCGCUGCUCUCCCCCUAGCGCUGGGAGGCACGGGCUCCUCGCUGCAGGCUCUGUUCUGGCCUCAGAGGCCGGUCCAUGUCUCUGAGGCAGGAGCGGGGCGCAGCGCGUGUAGCCUUUAACAAGGGCACUCGAGGGUCCCAGUGACCCGGUUCCCUCGUCCUCCCCACCCCUGAACCGGAAGAGGAAGUGGCAGUUCAGGCGGCUCAGAGGACAUCAGCCUGGAGGAUCCCUGGCCCUGACCACCCGAACGGACCCCACCUGAGCGUGAGGCCACGAGGACCCCCACCCCGCCCAGGACCGGCAGGUGUCCAGUCCCCACCGCCCUUGCUGGGAGGGAAGCUGCCUCAGCACCUGUCACUGUUCAGCUGCAUUAAAUUAAGAACUUUCCUGGUGUGGCCACCUGUGAGGAUGUAGCAGCACUUGGAGUCCUGGAUACUGUGCUCCCGGGCCCCUCCCUGAGGAAUGCACCUGGGAGAACAGCCCAAGGUGGCCCCAGUGCUCCGCUCCUGUCACCCUCGUCCCAGACCCGGAUGGACCUCCCGACUGCCGCCUAGCCUAUGAGGCCAUUUUGGGAGUGAACCAAUAGGCGCAGACAGAAAACCGUGACCAAGCGUCCUGAAGGAGGCGGAGCCGAGAGCCCUUGGCGCUGCUGGGAAGGAGGCUGGACCCCCUCAGUGGUGAACGCCUCUGAUGGCAGACAGGCCGUGGUUUCAGACACUGCACAGCACGGAAAGCCAAGCACCAAACUCCCAGUGCCCGCGCCUGAUGCUGGCCGAGCCGUGUCGUGUAUUGCUGCGUAUUCUGAGACGUCUAUUUUAGAUUUACUUGGAUAAUCUUGAGUAUCUCACUCCUGUAAAAAAAAACUCGGGGACCCCGCCCACUCUCAUGCCAGCCACUCCCCCUCCCAGCUACUAGCCAGCUGCCCUCUCAUGGCCGGUGAAAGCCUGGCUCCCUCUCAGUGUUCUGAGAGCCACCCCAGAGGGGCUGGGGUGGGGACACUGGGCACCUGGUCUCCCACCCCCUCCAAAGACCCUACAGCUCCCACUUGCCAUUGCCACGUGCAGGGCCCUGAGCAGAGCCGCAGGUCACAAAGUCACCAUGUCAACCCCCCAUCAGUCAUAACCCCCCGGGAGUUCUGCCCGCUGGGUGGGGCAAGGGCCGUGCGGCAGCUGGCAGCAGGUGGCCCGGGAGCCAGCGGCUGCCCCUGUUCCUGUGCUCUGAGCAGGUGCCACGAGGAGAACGCAGAGCACAUUGGUGCCAGGCAGGGGGGGCCGGGUCCCUGGGGAGCAGGUGGAGGUGGCUGAGACGGCCACAGGCAGCCAGGGCUCUCAGCACGCAGAGCAAGUGGGGUCCCAGGGACAGCCAAGAAAAUGGGGGGCCAUAGUCCCUGUGCACCUGGCUUCCCCCUCUUCUUCUUCUUGCUGCUGCUGCUGCUGCUUCCACCGCUUGUUAGAGCAGGGAGUCUCCCGUACCGUGGUCCUGGCUGGAAAGUCUUCCAGCGCCUGGGCAUAGGGUCCAGACUCUUCCAGCAUCGCCAGGGCCCCGGCGGGAAGCCACAGUGGCGCCAAGCAGAGGAGGAGUGCCACGGAUCCUUCGACCUCUACAUAAUCCUGGACAAGUCAGGCAGCGUGAACAACAACUGGAUUGACAUUUACGUGUUUGUGGAGCAGUUGGUGGAGAGAUUCCAGCACCCAAAAUUGCGGAUGUCCUUCAUUCUCUACUCCGGAGAUGCCUAUACCCUCAUGCCGCUCACCUCGGACAGAGAUAAAAUCCGUGAGGGGCUUGAAAAGCUUCAGCAAGUGAUCCCUGCUGGAAACACAAACAUGCACGAAGGACUUAAAAAGGCAAAUGAGCAGAUUGAAGAAGCCAACUCUGGAGACGAAAAGGUUGCCAGCAUGAUCAUCGCCAUGACGGACGGGACGCUGUUGCCAAUGCCCUUCGAGUUGUCUAAAGAUGAAGCUGCAAAGGCUCGGGAAAUGGGGGCGGUCAUUUACACCGUGGGCGUGAAGGACUAUAACAAAAAGCAGCUGGAGGCCAUCGCAGACAGACCAGAUUACGCGUUUGGGGUAGACAACGGAUUCAAAGCUUUGAAAGACAUUGUGGACUCGUUGGCUACCCAGUCCUGCAUUGAAGUCACCUCAAUGGAACCUUCCACUGUGUGUGUAGGCGAGUCCAGCCAAGUGGUCAUCAAUGGAAAAGGCUUUCAUAAUGCAAAGGAUCAGGACCAGGUCAUCUGCAGAUUCACGGUGGAAGAGAGCAUGGUUGUGGAUGAAAAACCCAGCAGUAUGGACGAGAAUGUGAUAACUUGCCCUGUGCCAGUCAUAGACGAGGCCAACAAGCUGAUCUUUCUCGAAGUCAGCCUGACCAAUGGCAAAAGCUUCAUCGGGAAUAAACUCAACAUGACCAGCACCCACUGUGUGAGAAAAAAGCUAGAGAAUUUACACCUCAGAGACACAGCACUUAGAUCUAAACACCAUUAUUUGCCGAGACACAGAGGGGCUCGAAAAAAAGCCCAGCGAGCUGGUGUUGUCAGCAACCCAAUCUAUUUUUCAUUCCUGCCCGCCCUGCUGCUGAUCCCCUGCCUGCUGUGGUGUUGCUGGCGGCUGUGUUGUCGGAGGAAAGUCAAGGAGCCACUACCGCUGCCACCUCCAGAAAAGGAGCCAGAAGAACUCCCGCCACCCCCACCGCCUCCACCCCCGCCACCGCCCCCCAUAAACACCUGCCCCACCGUGAUCGUCUCCUGCUGCGGAUGCGGUUGCACCAGUGGCAUAGAGGGCACCGUGGACGGCUUCUGCAACUACAUCCAGCCCAGCUGCCACUCUUCACCGAUAAUGUGGUGCCGGGCCAGGGGCCAGCUCCCUGCUAAUGAACCUGGGAAAACAGCAGAAGAUGGCCCAAGUCCUUGGGCCCCUGCAUGCACGUGGGAGACCUGGAAGAAGCUCCUGGCUCCUGGCUUUGGAUCAGCGCAGCUCUGGCCACUGUGGCCAUUUGGGUUAUGAACCAGCAGAUAUGCCAUAACUCUGCCUUUCAAAUAAAUAUAAAAAAAGCAUGAAAGCAGUGGAAGGAAUUCACAAUGGAAAAUAUUCAUGGACUUAAUCUUAUCCAUAUAUUCAGCAAAGAUUUAUUGCAUGUCAGAGACUGGGGAGACAAAGUGAGCUAGAAGAAGAAUUUCCCAUUGUCAUGCCAGGACUUGCAUUUCCUGCAGAGGUCAGCCGGUGACAAAUGCUGUCCAGACACUAUGCCAGCAAAUGCCCGACUCUCUGGAGGCAGACACGUCAGCGGAAAGUGAACUGAAGAUAAGGAGGCAGCGGAGAGAAAAUCAAGGGACCCUUCCAUUAGGAAGCAGCCAGAAGAGUGCCCUGAAGUGGCUUGCACUUGAUGAAGCAGAAGUCAGGAAAUCUCUUCCUGCCUCCGUCAACCCAGCUGUCAAUCUGCACUUGCUGCGGCUCCGCGUCGCAUGAAUGGGGAGGAGGGGGCAGUUGUCAGGCGCAGGCUUCCCAGCAGCAGUGUCUUACAUCCGGGUCCCCAGGCGCAGGAUUCUCCACCCAUGGUGAAUGAAUGGUCGGACGAAGGAAGAAUGUGGAGCUCUGCAAGUCGGACGCGGGCCUGUGAGUACACUCUCGGUCUUCUCCCUGACACAAGGAGGCAUUUCAGGUCUGCAGGGUGUGAAGGCACAGGAGUCAGUGUUGGAAAAGGAGCGGCCCCUUUGGCAUUCUUCAAGGGCGUGCGCAGAACAACUUGGCUCAGCAAGGUUGAGCGGCUUCAUCCUUCCCGUCUCGACAUUCAGGAUGAAAUGGCACCCCACGACCCGAAGCAUGCACCUGUAAAGAAUGUCAGGCAAUCUGGGAAAGCAGUGGAAGAUGGCCCAAGUCCCUGGGCCCCUGCACCCACGUGGGAGACCUGGAAGAAGCUCCUGGCUCCUGGCUUCAGAUCGGCACAGCUCCAGCCACUGCAGCCAUCUGGGGAGUGAACCAGCGGAUGGAAGACCUCUCUCUCUCUCUCUCUGCUUCUCCUCUGUAUAAUUGACUUUCAAGUAAAUAAAUAAAUCUUAAAAAAAAAAAAAAUAAUGCUAGGCCAUGCUGUGGUGAAGCUUAAGGGAGUGGUCAGGUGAGCCUGUGUGUCCAGGUGAACAGGAAUUCCUGGAGCCCAGUCUAGCCCACCUGCCAACAGCCUGCACCUGGGGGCCGUUGUCAGCGUGGGAACAGGUGAUCCUGGCUGCUCAGUUGUCUGGGAUGAGAAGAAAGGAACAGCAGAGCGAGGACUCUCCCUUGUGAACACAAUGCCGGUCUCCUCUUAGUGCGUAGUGGAAACACACUUAUAGAUGGGGAGGCCAGCAUUUGUCCCCCUGCCCCCAUCUGGGAAAAGCAGCUGUCUGCCAUGUCCUCCUCCUCAGCCCCCCUCCCCACACGUGGAAAGAUGGCCAGCCUAGCCCUCCCCCCAGGAGAGGCAGGGUCCUCAAGGGGUUGACCCUACGAAGCAAAGAAGAAAGCACCCAGCAUCGAAAAAGAAGGAGGUGUUCUGGGAAUGGAGGAAAACAAACAUCAGGGAGGAGGAGCCUGAAGUUAGAGUGUUUCUGGAUGCGAUGCGUGUCUCCCCUGGAGGCCACCUCGAUUCCAAUCUGGGUGGAAGGCAGGCUAGGGUGAAUGGGCAGCAGUCAGCAAGUCCCAGGAAGCUGGGUGCCGCUGGCCUGCUGCCUGCCUCCAAUGGCACUGGCAGAGACACAAGUUUGAUGGCCCCAGCCACUCCUGCCUGUUGACCAAGAGGCUCAGGGGCUCAGAGAAGGCGCCUGCGGCUCACUAGGCUAAUCCUCCACCUUGGGGCGCCGGCACACCGGGUUCUAGUCCCGGUCGGGGCACUGCAUUCUGUCCCGGUUGCCCCUCUUCCAGGCCAGCUCUCUGCUGUGGCCAGGGAGUGCAGUGGAGGAUGGCCCAAGUGCUUGGGCCCUGUACCCCAUGGGAGACCAGGAAAAGCACCUGGCUCCUGCCAUCGGAUCAGCGCGGUGCGUCGGCCACAGCGCGCUGGCCGCGGCGGCCAUUGGAGGAUGAACCAACGGCGAAAGGAAGACCUUUCUCUCUGUCUCUCUCUCUCACUGUCCACUCUGCCUGUCAAAAAAAAAAAAAAAAAGUGAAAGUAACAGCUUCUUGCAGGGCCAGUGCUGGUUCAUGUCCCACGGCUCACUUGCAAUUCAGCUCUCUGCUGUUGUGCCUGGGACGGCAGCAGAAGAUGGCUCAAGUGUUUGGAUCCCUGCACCUACACCGGAAACCCAGAUGAAGCUCCUGGCUUCGGUCUGGCUCAGCCCUGCCUGGCCAUUGCAGGCAUUUAGGGUGUGAACCAGAAGAUGGGAGAUCUCUCACACUGUAACUCUGCCUUUCAAAUAAAUACAUCCAUCUUAAAAAAAA
Oryctolagus cuniculus (rabbit) is the source of this 6361-nucleotide messenger RNA. NCBI's taxonomy places the organism in Eukaryota, Metazoa, Chordata, Mammalia, Lagomorpha, Leporidae. The record is from RefSeq and is a predicted model, not a curated record.